Cannabis sativa is the source of this 1277-nucleotide messenger RNA. RefSeq names its product ABSCISIC ACID-INSENSITIVE 5-like protein 1. Lineage: Eukaryota; Viridiplantae; Streptophyta; Magnoliopsida; Rosales; Cannabaceae. Gene Ontology annotation, molecular function: DNA-binding transcription factor activity. The coding region runs from base 135 to 1067 and encodes 310 amino acids. Gene Ontology annotation, biological process: positive regulation of DNA-templated transcription. The record is from RefSeq and is a predicted model, not a curated record. Gene Ontology annotation, cellular component: nucleus. The transcript is spliced from 5 exons.
CACCUCAUCAAACCUAUACAUACAUAUAACACAUAUACAUAUAUAAUCACUUACAAUGAUUCUCAACUAUCUCAUCUACAUCAUAUCCAUUCUCUCUCUUCCAUUUCCACAAGGGGAGAAAAUUAUUAAUAAUAAUGAAAAUGUUGAAUGAAGAAGAGAAAGUAGAAUCAGAAUCGGAAUCAAUGAAGUUAGUAAGAACAUCAUCUUCAUCGAUCUUCAGUCUCACUCUAGAUGAGAUUCAAACCAAGAAUAAUCGAAUGAAAAGCUUUGGAUCCAUGAACAUCGAAGAUUUCAUCGCCAACAUCUGGACCGUCGAUAAUAAUAAUAAUAAUACUCAAAAUGACCAAAUUACCCCCGAGGUUGUUACAACAACAAAAACAACUUCUUCGUUGUCUUUGUCUAGACAAGGCUCGUUGUCUAUUCCAAUUCCGUUAUGUAAAAAAACCGUAGAUGAGAUCUGGUUUCAGAUUCACAAAGACCAAGAUGAACAAGAUGAAGAUCGUGAUCGGGAUCGGAAUCGGAAUCGGAAUAAGGAGGAUUGUUCUGAGCAAACUACGCUUGGGGAGAUGACACUUGAGGACUUUUUGGUAAAAGCAGGUGUGGUUAGAGAAACGACAAAUGUGGAAGAAGAGGGAGAAUUGGAUGAAACGACGAGGGUUUUGAUGAAACGACAACAGGGUACUUCUUCUGAUGAGAAAACGACGUCGUUUGAUUGUAAUAAUAGUGUGUGUUAUGAAGAGAAGAGUCAAAGUCAAAGUUUGAGGAAGAGGGGUAAGAUGAUAGAUGGGUGUUUGGAAGUGGUGGUGGAGAGAAGGCAACGCCGUAUGAUUAAGAAUCGAGAAUCCGCUGCUCGGUCUCGGGCUCGAAAACAGGCUUAUACGGUGGAACUAGAAGUUGAACUUAAUCAUCUCAAAGAGGAGAAUGAAAGAUUGAAGCAAAACUUAGCUGAAUCUGAUCUUAAGAGAAAAAGAGAGGUACUGAUGAAAAGAAAACAAUCAAUAAAAUCAUCACAAAAAUUGAUUGAAAAAUUGAGAACCAUAAGGAGGGCAGUGAGUCUAGCUUGGUGAUGAUAAAGAAGGAAGAUGAAUAGUUUUGAAGAAGUUUUACAUAUAUAAUUAAAUUUAUAAGUAAUAAUAAUAAAAUAUUUUGUCAUGUGGUAAUUAAAAUAAUAAUAAUAAUAAUUAUAACUGUUGUGUGUUUUGUAAUGUUUUAAAUUAAUGUAGCUACCUUACCUCUUAUCUUUGUAAUAAUAUGUAAAUUAUAGGUAGUAAAAUAUA